AUGGCGCCCCGAACCAUCAUCCCCAUCAAUGAGGGCUGGCAGUUUGGACGAACAGAUGUAGAGGAAGCUUCGUUUCUGCCUGUUUCCCAGUUCCCUACAAAUGUCCAUCUCGAUCUCUUGCAUCACAAACUCAUUCCCGAUCCAUUCAUCGGAAAAAAUGAAUUGGAUGUGCAAUGGGUGGGAGAGGUGAGGGCUUGGCAGUACCGCACCUCGUUCAAGACUCCCAAGAUUGCCAGCAAUGAAAAAGCCAUCCUCGCCUUUGAUGGGUUGGAUACCUUUGCCGAGGUGCUUCUCAACGACAAAAAGAUUCUCGAAACUGACAACAUGUUUAUCCCUGAGCGGGUGGACGUCACUGCACUUCUCAACGAGACAGACAACCAACUCGUCAUCACCUUUGAUAGCGCAUAUUUGAGAGGAUGGGAGAGAGUUGAGAAGAUUCCCAGUCACAAAUGGGGCACCUGGAAUGGAGAUUACUCCAGACUGGGAGUCCGGAAAGCGCAGUAUCACUGGGGUUGGGAUUGGGGUCCAACGCUGUUGACGUGCGGGCCCUGGAAGCCCAUCAACCUCGAGAUCUACGAAUCUCGUGUGGCUGAUUUAUAUGCAACCGUCACGGUGGAUAACUCUCUGGACAGCGCCAAAGUUGUGCUCCACGCGACAACUGAGGGAAAGGCGUCCAAGGUGCGGUUUAACUUGUCACUGAACGACACCGCUCUAAGCGAAACGGUGGAUGUCACAAAAGAAGGGGCUGCUGAGGCUACUUUCAACAUUAGCAACCCGGAGCUGUGGUAUCCCGUCAGAUAUGGAAAGCAGCCGCUGUACAAAGCCACGGCGACGCUGCUAGAUGGUGAUGAUGAAGUGGACGUUGCAUCAAAGAAGAUAGGCCUUCGAAAGGUGGAACUGGUCCAGAAGCCACUCAAAGAUCAGCCAGGAACAUCCUUCUUUUUCAAAGUGAACAAUACUCCGAUAUUCUGCGGAGGCAGCUGCUGGAUUCCGGCUGACAACUUCACUCCACGAAUCACCAAAGAAAAGUACCAGAACUGGAUCAAGCUCAUGGUCGAAGGCAAUCAAUCCAUGAUCCGUAUCUGGGGAGGUGGUAUUUACGAGGAUGAGCAUCUGCUUGAUGCUUGUGACGAACAAGGUAUCCUGGUCUGGGUUGACUUUCUGUUUGCCUGCGGAAACUAUCCCACUAACCCAGAGAUGCUGCAAUCCAUCGAAAGGGAAGCUAGGGAGAAUGUCAAAAUCAUGCGACACCACCCUAGUAUUGUCAUUUACGCUGGCAAUAACGAAGAUUACCAAUUCCAGGAGAGCGAAGGACUCAUCUACAAGGUUGAAGACAAGGAUCCUCAAAGCUGGCUCAAGUCAGAUUUCCCGGCCCGUUACAUCUACGAGCACCUACUCUCAGAGGUGUGCAAUGACCUGGUACCAGAGACGUUCUACCACUAUGGAAGUCCUUGGGGCGGCAAGACAUCUUCGGAUCCAACUGUGGGAGACAUUCAUCAAUGGAACGUGUGGCAUGGAACCCAAGCAAGAUACCAAGACUUUGAUAAGCUGGGAGGAAGGUUUGUCUCAGAAUUUGGCAUGGAGGCUUUCCCUUCUAUUCGAACCAUUGAUGCCCUCUUGCCCAAGGGCAGACGGACAUGA
Molecule: messenger RNA, 1641 nt
Organism: Trichoderma breve
Lineage: Eukaryota; Fungi; Ascomycota; Sordariomycetes; Hypocreales; Hypocreaceae
Product: glycosyl hydrolases family 2 domain-containing protein
Exons: 2
Coding region: 1-1641 (546 amino acids)
Biological process (GO): glycoprotein catabolic process; carbohydrate metabolic process
Molecular function (GO): beta-mannosidase activity
Source: RefSeq, a predicted model, not a curated record